GAGCAGCUUCGGCGAUAAAAUCAGCAAGGACCAGGCUUACGUCUGAUCGUCUCCGACCUCCGAGACAGAAAGACUGAAGAAGAGAGCUGGAAGAAAAUGGCAGCUCGCCCGAUGCUUCGAACUUUCAGGGGCCGCUCAAUCACUUCCCGUAUAGCCUCGUUGAAUCACAGAUUCCUUAGCACAUUGGUGUUAGCUGAACAUGAGGGUGGUUCUAUCAAGGCCCCAUCUGUUAGUGCAGUUGAGGCUGCAAAAUCUCUAGGCAAGGACAAUUCUGUCUCUGUGCUACUUGCUGGAUCAGGUCUUUCUCUUCAGAAAGCUGCUGAACAUGCUGCCUCUUGCCACCCUUCCAUCUCUCAGGUGCUUAUGGCUGAUUCAGAUAAACUUGUGCAUCCUCUAGCAGAACCAUGGGCAAGAUUAGUCCAUUUAGUCCAGCAGAAAGGCAGCUACUCUCAUAUUAUAGCUACUUCAAGUUCUUUUGGCAAAAACAUAUUACCACGUGCAGCUGCCCUUCUGGAUGUUUCUCCAAUUACAGAUGUUAUUGAAAUUUCCAGGUCUCAUCAAUUUGUGAGGCCAAUUUAUGCUGGGAAUGCUCUUUGUACUGUUCAGUAUACUGGAUCCAACCCUUGUAUGUUGACAAUUAGGUCCACAUCUUUUCCAGUGGCCACAAUAGCGGAUAGUUCGAGAUCCAAUGCAGCAACAAUUUCACAGGUUGACCUCUCAACCUUUGGUGAAGGUGCAACCAGCAAAUCUAAAUAUAUAACACAAACCUCUCAGAACACAGAACGGCCAGACCUGGGAAAUGCACGCAUAGUGAUUACUGGAGGUCGAGGGUUGAAAAGUGCAGAUAAUUUCAAAAUGGUUGAGAAGCUUGCAGAGAAACUUGGUGCUGCAGUUGGGGCCACUCGUGCAGCUGUUGAUGCAGGAUAUGUUCCUAAUGACCUUCAGGUUGGCCAAACUGGAAAAAUUGUUGCCCCAGAAUUAUAUAUGGCGUUUGGUGUUUCUGGAGCCAUUCAACAUUUGGCAGGCAUGAGAGAUUCUAAGGUUAUUGUUGCUGUUAACAGAGAUGCAGAUGCUCCUAUAUUCCAGGUAGCUGAUUACGGACUUGUUGGUGAUCUGUUUGAGGUGAUCCCGGAGUUGUUAGAGAAGCUCCCUGAUAAAAAGUAGAUCUGUGAUUCACACACCACCUCCCUUAAUCCAGUUCCUAAUUAGCUAGACGCUCCAAGUUAUCGCCCUGAAUCCGAAUCUGAAUCCUGAGUUGCCCUGGAGUUUGAAGAGAAAGAGGUUAAUUUGCAGUGUCUUCUGGGGGGAGAGCCAUGCUUUCAUCUGUUCAACAACCAUGCUAAACUCUGCCGGGUGAAUUCCAGUCAUUUGAUCCACACGGAUAUAUAGCUCAAUUCAUGUAGACAGGAUAGGACCCUAUUGGCAAUUUGGCAAAGACUACAUUUGAAGGCAGUGACUGCUUGACUUAGGUUGUAAUCUCUUCAGAUGCCUCCAGUUGGUAUUUUAGGAUUUGUUUCUGCGACUUGGCUUUUCUCAUGUCAUGAACACACAAUGGGAACUAUUUACAAAAUUACAAAAAUAGAGCUACCUAAUAAUUAACCACAUCAAUCAUUGACAA
Molecule: messenger RNA, 1618 nt
Organism: Diospyros lotus (date-plum)
Lineage: Eukaryota; Viridiplantae; Streptophyta; Magnoliopsida; Ericales; Ebenaceae
Product: electron transfer flavoprotein subunit alpha, mitochondrial
Exons: 8
Coding region: 97-1164 (355 amino acids)
Cellular component (GO): mitochondrion
Molecular function (GO): electron transfer activity; flavin adenine dinucleotide binding
Source: RefSeq, a predicted model, not a curated record